Molecule: messenger RNA, 12183 nt
Organism: Ceratitis capitata (Mediterranean fruit fly)
Lineage: Eukaryota; Metazoa; Arthropoda; Insecta; Diptera; Tephritidae
Gene: Hml
Product: hemocytin
Exons: 38
Coding region: 407-12103 (3898 amino acids)
Cellular component (GO): extracellular matrix; extracellular region
Molecular function (GO): chitin binding; protein binding
Source: RefSeq, a predicted model, not a curated record
GUAUCGAUUCGUCGGCAAGUCUAGUAAGCGGUGAAGUGAAAAAGUAAAAAUAAAUUGUGAAAAAAUUAAUGGAAAAAUAUUGUUGAAAAUUUUUGGCUGUGUCUAAAAAGGACAUGCACCUAUAAAAAGGCGCGCGCAUACGCCUUUCCAGCCGACUGGGUGCAUGGGUAGCGAAACUUAAUGAUCCUUUAAGAUUCAUUUAGCUACUUUAUAUAUGCACAUAUACUUAACCUUGUGAAAGCUUGCAUUGUUUUUUAUCUCUUAAAUAAUUGCGCAUUUAAAUAUUAAUUACAUACAUGCAUAUAUGUUGGUAUGUAUUAAGUGGCGCAUAACAUCCGUUGUGUUGUGAAUUUUUCAAUAACUGUACUUUGAAAGUGAAAAAAGUAAUUAAUUGUUGUGUGACAAAAUGAAUUGGUGUUUCAAUUUGUACUUGCUGUUGCUUUUGUGGCAGCAAUGCAGUCCUGUAAUUGUAGCAUAUGCUGAAGAGGCUCCAAGUCCAAUUAACGCCGUAAAUGAGGAGUUACCUGAUAAUGACCGCGAGGAACGACAUGUUUCUGACUUCUUUAAGAGAAAACCAGCAGCGCAGCCAGUUAAAAUAAACCCAGGCGUAGGCGCUGUUUAUGGUGGAGGCGGAGCUUACGGUAUCAAGACAAGUCACGCAGGCUAUGGACACAGGCAUGGCGGUGGCGGUUAUGGAGGCGGUGGAGGUUAUGGAGGCGGUGGAGGUUAUGGAGGCGGUGGAGGUUAUGGAGGCGGUGGAGGUUAUGGCGGUUACGGUGGUUAUAGUGGAGGUGGAUAUGGUGCUAGUGAUAUCAGCUAUGGAUCAAAUAGCUAUGGAAGUAGUGCAAAUUAUUAUAAGGGUGUUUAUAGCCCCGGCAGUCAGUCGAGCCAACUUUUCCUGACGAAUGAGCGCUCUCAACUGCCAGCCUAUGGAAGUUGCGUAGCAUACCCAUUGCCUGCGAGAACAACUUGGAAGUGUCGAGAGAAUCAAUGUGAGGUCAGUUGUUCUCCUAAAUAUAGUUUUCCCGAUGGCACAACAUUACUGAAAUUGGUGUGCAUGAGUGGAACUUGGAUAAUACGCGAUGCCGCUUACACCAGUGUGCCACCUUGUCAGGCUACUUGCAUACCGCCUUGCCAAAAUAACGGUAUUUGUGUUGAGGCUGGCAUUUGUAGAUGUGCCGAGAAUUUCUAUGGUCCAUGGUGUCAGAAUAAGAAAACAAUGUGUAACGGUAAGCCUCCGGUACCAAAAAAUUCCAGAGUACAAUGUAGGGAUAACAUAUGCAAUGCUCAAUGUAUGGACGGUUUUCAAUAUCCCGAUGGCAGUACGAUAACAAAUCUCGAAUGUGUCGAGGGGGCUUGGUUUCAUAAGAAGACAAACUCGCCGAAACCGCCAGAUUGUGCACCAACUUGUGAGCCAGCUUGCGAAAAUGACGGCAAAUGUAUCUCUUUUAAUGUGUGUCAGUGCACGAAGGAUUUUCGGGGUGAUAACUGUCAAUACAGUAUACAAGCUUGCAAUGUGUCACAGAGUGGCUUCAAUGGCAGUUACAAAUGCCGUUAUGAUCUCUUGGAGGCAAAAUGCAAAUUUUCGUGUGCAACAGUGCCUGGCAUCAAAGUGCAGGGUAACCUGGAUAUUGAGUACGGUUGCAAAUAUAAUGUUGGCCAGUUCUAUCCGCAGCCACUGCCAAAGUGCAUUUAUCCACCCGGUUAUGUGAUACACAAGACCUCCAUGUCAUCUAAUUAUACUAGCAUAUAUCGCGACGGCGGUGGUGGUGGCAGUUUUGAGCGAUAUGGCGUUAAGUGGUCCACGGAGAGUGAGCGUAUUCAAGCGAUCUUUGAUACUUUUACCAACGUGCGCAGUGAGUGGUGGUCUUCUGAAGAGGUUUCUGUGCCCUCUACGAUCUACAAUCUCUAUACUGAAGGCGAUGUGGAUGUAAUGAUCGAUCGUACGCCGAAAAAUGCUCUGUGUACUACUUGGGGUGGUAUAAAUAUGAAAACCUUCGAUGGGUUGAUAUUCAAAGCUCCACUCUCAUGUUCGCAUACGCUAAUCAAUGACAAGGUCGAUGCGACCUUCGAUGUAACACUCAAGGCUUGUCCGUACGGCUCAGGUUAUGGCUGCGCUCACUCACUGACGAUCUAUUGGCAGGAAAUACCAUAUAUCCUGGAUAAUACGAAUGGCACCGUUCAUCUAUCCACUCCGACUAAGAAGUUUCCCAUACCUGUACAGGUGAUGGGCAUGAAAAUCAUACCGGUUGCUCAGCACAUACAAGUGCAUCUAGAAUCUGUGGGUCUACAAAUCGAUUGGGAUCGUCAUCAGUAUCUGGGCAUACAUGCUGGUCCCCCAUUGUGGUCCAAAGUUGGCGGUCUUUGUGGCACUUUGGAUGGUGAUCCCAAAAAUGAUCUGAUGGCGAAGAGUGGUGUGGUUGUAGAGACUGUCAAGUCUUUCACAGACUCGUGGCGCGUAGAUGAUCGUUCAGAAUUGUGUUUAAUGGAUAUCAGUCACGAACAGGAGUAUGGCUCGGAGACGUGUGAAUUAUCGAAGCGUGAAAAGGCUGUUAAGGUGUGUAAACGUUUGCUCUCCAAUGACAAAUUAGUGGAGUGUAUUAAGGGAAUCAAUCUGGAGAAACUGUUGCGCACAUGCGUGGAUGAUUAUUGCAACUGCGUCAAUCGUGAUCAUCCGGAGACUUGCAACUGUGAUGCCGUUUCUAUGCUGGCUAAGGAGUGCAUCUUUAAGGGCAUCAAAUUGGAGCAUGGCUGGCGUGAUUUGGAGAUCUGUCCCGUAAGUUGUGCUUAUGGACGCGUAUAUCAGCCUUGCGGACCGGAUGUGGAACCAACAUGCGAUAUGGCUGUUACACCAAUUCCAGGGAAAUGCAAUGAGGGUUGUUUCUGCCCAGCGGGUACUGUGCAGUAUCAAGACGCCUGCAUUACACAAGAGCUCUGUCCAUGCACGAUGCGUGGCAAGGAGUUUAAGCCGGAGUCAACCAUUAAGAAGAAGUGUAAUACAUGCACUUGCAAAAGCGGAAAGUGGAAGUGCACAGAUGAGGAGUGCGGCGCACGUUGCGGUGCCAUUGGUGAUCCUCAUUACCAGACCUUCGAUGGCAAACGUUUUGAUUUUAUGGGACAGUGCUCCUACUACCUGCUGAAGACGGCUAAGAUGUCUGUGGAGGCGGAGAAUGUUGCAUGUUCCGGGGCGAUCUCUGAGAAUCUCAAUUUGGUUGCCACUGCAGAUAAUCCUUCUUGCACAAAAUCAGUCACCAUACGUUUUACGUUGAAGAAUGGCGUGCCGCACAGUAUACGGUUGGAUCAAGGCAUGGCUGUGCACAUAAAUGAGAAGGAGAUCACCAAAUUCCCGAAAAUGCUUGGUGCAGGCGAGGUUCUCUUACGUCUAGCUAGUUCGAGCUUUAUGACUGUCGAGUUUCCCGAGGGCAUACGAAUUUGGUGGGAUGGCAUCUCGCGUGUGUAUAUCGAUGCACCUCCUAGCUACCGCAAUAAGACCGCUGGCCUUUGUGGUACUUUCAACUCAAAUACACAAGAUGAUUUCCUGACGCCGGAGGGUGAUAUCGAAACAGCGGUAGAGCCGUUCGCCGACAAGUGGCGUACAAAGGAUACAUGUGACUUCCCAACUGAAACUAUACCGGGUCCACACCCGUGUAGCGCCAAUCCGGGGAAACGCGAAAACGCUGAGAAAUACUGUAACUGGAUUAUGGAUGAUAUUUUCCAAGACUGUCAUUGGACUGUUGAGCCGGAGCAGUACUACGAGGAUUGUUUGUAUGAUGUGUGCGCCUGCAAAGACGAGCCGGAUAAAUGCUUCUGUCCCAUACUCGCUGCUUACGGCAAUGAGUGCACGCGUCAGGGUAUCAAGACCGGCUGGCGUAUGGCAGUGAAGGAGUGUGCCAUGAAAUGUCCAAUGGGUCAGGUGUACGAUGAGUGUGGCGAUACAUGUGCGCGCACCUGUAGCGACCUCGCGUCUAAAAAUAGUUGCAAGAAGGAGUGCGUAGAGGGUUGUCGUUGUCCGCAUGGCGAAUAUUUGAAUGAGAACAACGAAUGUGUGCCACAGCAGAAGUGCCCAUGCACCUAUGAUGGCACCUCAUUCAAAGCGGGCUACAAAGAAGUGCGACCGGGUGAGAAGUUUCUGGAUUUAUGCACCUGCACGAGUGGGCUGUGGGAGUGCGAAGACGCUGAGCCUGGCGAUGACGAAAAGUAUCCGCCUUCCUCGCAACUGCGUGCCGAAUGUGCGAACCGUCCCUUUGCCGAAUUCUCGAAAUGUGCCCCCAAAGAGCCGAAGACGUGUAAGAAUAUGCAUGAGUAUGCCGAGAAUCUCGAAGACUGUACGCCGGGUUGCGUCUGCAUGACGGGCUAUGUCUUUGAUACCUCACGUAAAGCAUGCGUGCUGCCCGAGAAUUGCUCGUGCCAUCAUGGCGGUAAGAGUUACUCGGACGGCGAUAAGAUUAAAGAGGACUGCAAUAUUUGCGUUUGUAAGAGUGGAAAUUGGACGUGCUCCUCGAAUGGCUGUGGCUCCACCUGCUCUGUCUGGGGUGAUUCCCAUUUCAGCACGUAUGACAACCAUGACUUCGACUUUCAAGGCGCCUGCGACUAUGUACUCUCCAAGGGUGUUGCUGAUAAUGGUGAUGGUUUUACCGUUACAAUACAGAAUGUCUUGUGUGGCACUAUGGGUGUGACCUGCUCGAAGUCUGUGGAAAUUUCAUUGUCCGGAAGCAUACAGGAUUCGAUAACAUUAACCGCAGAUGGAUCCUACGUACAAGAUCCGAACAAGUCGGCUAUUAAAAAACUUCGCGAUGUAAGCAAUACUAAAGGCCAAGGCGCCUUCCACAUCUACAAGGCGGGCGUAUUCAUCGUGAUCGAAGUAAUACCACUCAAGCUGCAAGUGAAAUGGGAUGAAGGCACACGUGUCUAUGUGAAACUCGGCAACGAGUGGAAGAACAAAGUGAAAGGAUUGUGCGGCAAUUACAAUGACAACGCAAUGGAUGACAUGCAAACACCAUCCCAAGGUAUCGAAACGAGUCCACUCAUCUUCGGACAUUCAUGGAAGGUGCAACAGUUUUGUGCCAAACCCACAACGCCGAUAGAUGCGUGUAAAGAGCAUCCGCAACGUGAGACGUGGGCACAAUUGAAGUGUGGUGUGCUCAAAUCGGAAAUAUUUAAGGACUGCCACGCUGAAGUGUCUGUUGAGAAGUACCUGAAACGCUGCAUAUACGAUACGUGCGCCUGCGAUCAGGGUGGCGAUUGUGAAUGUCUCUGUACGGCCGUGGCUGCCUAUGCGCACGCCUGCUCCCAGCACGGCAUCAAUAUACGUUGGCGUACGCCGCACUUCUGUCCCAUGCAAUGUGAUCCCCACUGCGCCGAGUAUCAAGCCUGCACCCCCGCCUGCGCUGUGGAGACCUGUGACAAUUUCCUCGAUCAAGGAAUGACCGAACGCAUGUGUAAUCAAGAAAACUGCAUUGAGGGCUGUUUUAUUAAACCAUGUGACGAGGGAAUGAUCUAUCUCAAUGAUACAUACAAGGAAUGUGUGCCAAAAGCUGACUGUAAGCCCGUUUGUAUGUUGCGCGAAGGCAAAACUUAUUACGAGGGCGAUAUAACAUAUCAGGAUGAAUGCGCCACCUGUCGUUGCUCGAAGAAGAAGGAAGUUUGCAGUGGUGUAAAGUGUAAGGAGGCACUAACAACAACAGAGCGACCGAAUAAUCUUAUAAUCGAUAGCACGACUUCACAACCAUUGAAUACCGACACACAACCGAAAUGUGUACGCGGCUGGACACGUUGGUUCGACAAGGACACCGACACUUCGGGUAAAACAAUACAUUUGAAUGACGAAGAGAAGCUGCCACGUUACGAUCGCAUGGAGAGCAUUUAUGGCACGUGUCAGAAGAAAUAUAUGAAGCAAAUCGAAUGCCGCGUAGUGGGCACACACGAAUCGCCCGACUAUAUGGAUGAGAAUGUGCGCUGCAAUUUGGUGGAGGGCCUCGUGUGUAAGGGUCAAUGUCACGACUACGAGCUACGCGUGUUUUGUGAGUGCGAUGAGCCGUUGGUCUUGCCACCGGCUUCCACUGAAAGACCACAAAUUGGUCAACCAUGUGACUCGGUGAUUGCGCAAUACAAAGAAUAUCCGGGUGAUUGCCACAAGUUCCUGCACUGCCAGCCCAUUACGAGUGGUGAUGGUUGGAUUUAUGUGGAGAAGACUUGUGGGGAAUAUAUGAUGUUCAAUCCAACGCUAUCCGUCUGCGAUCACAUAGCGACGGUGCAGCAAAUAAAACCGGCCUGCGGUAAAGUGCCUCCAAACCAGGAGUCGGGCUCGCUAAUCGAGUGUGCUGAGGGACAAGUAAUGUCUGAGUGUGCGAAUCAAUGUGAAUACACCUGCGACUAUUAUGGUUCGAUUCUACGCAAACGUGGUCUCUGCCAAAAGGGUGAACAUUGCAAACGCGGCUGCGUAGAUAAGCGUCGUCCUGAUUGCCAUGCCAUAGACAAAUAUUGGCGCGAUGAGGAUACUUGUGUUGAGAUGGAUCAGUGUCCGUGUAUGGAUAAGUCGGAGAAAUAUGUUCAGCCCCACAUGCUCGUGACCGCCUACGACGAGGUGUGUCAGUGCAUCGACAACGCGUACACUUGUGUGCCGAAUAAAGUGUCUGAAUUGCCACAUAUCACGACUCCAAAACCAAUUGACAAAGAACAUGAACCAGACUUUAUACCAUCCACGUUGGCGCCACAUCUGCAGUGCGAGUCAGAACGCUUCGUGCCACUUAUACAGGGCGAGAAACCACUGGCAGAUAGCGCGUUUAAUGCAAGCUCCACUUCGAACGCGUACAAUGCACCUUACAUGGCUCGACUGCCUGAAAAUCCAAAAGACAGCAUUGCCAGCUGGUCGCCCGGCAUAGAUGAUCAAACACAAUAUCUACAAAUCACCUUCCCGGAGCCAGAGCCCAUCUUCGGUGUUAUUAUGGCGGGUUGUCCGAAUUUCGAUAGAUAUGUAACACUAUUUAAGAUACUCUACAGUCAUGAUGGCGUAUCAUAUCAUUUUGUCGUUGACGAAACGGAUACACCACAAAAGUUCAACGGUCCACUCGACUCGCGCACACCGCAGCAGACACUCUUCAAUAUACCCGUCGAGGCGAAGUCUGUACGCAUCUAUCCGCUUAAGUGGCACGGACACAUUGCUAUGCGCGUAGAGUUGCUGGGUUGUGGCGAACCGGAGUCGACAACUGUGACCACAGCCACAACCGAAGCGAAGUUUGAGAAACUAAUACAGACAACUACUACCGCAAAACCAAUUAUUUGGCAAGGUGAAGGCAUGUGUGUUGACCGUAUGGGCGUGGAUAAUGGCAAAAUGCAUUCGACUCAAAUGAAAGCCAGCAGCAUUUGGUCGUUACCUCAACUUGCGAAGAAGCCGCGUCUUAUAGAUCUACUCAAACUCUCAUCGCCCGUCGGUUGGCGGCCAGUCGCCAACACACCGAACGAGUAUGUGCAGUUUGACUUCCUGACGCCGCGUAAUAUAUCUGGUUUUAUCACCAAAGGCGGUCCCGCCGGUUGGGUUACGAGUUUUAAGGUUAUGUUCUCUAAGAAUAAAUUGAUCUGGAACAAACUGCUCUACUUCGAUGGACAACCUGAGCAGUUCCGUGGCAAUUAUGAUGAAAACAGUGAAGUUAUAAACCACUUCCGCUCGCCCAUACUGACACAAUACUUUAAGAUUGUGCCCUCGAAAUGGGAGAGAAAUAUAAAUAUGCGUAUAGAGCCUGUGGGCUGUUUCGAACCGUAUCUGGAAAUUAAAGAAGAGGUACCGGAGCAGAACAAACCGCCACCAAAAUGUCUGGUUUGUGAGGGCAUAUCUGACAGCGCAGAUCUCGAUGGGGAAUGUAGGUGUCGGGACGGUCUCUACUGGGAUGGCCAGAAUUGUGUUCAGAGUAAUCUGUGUCCAUGCGUUGAGGAAUAUAGCACCUAUCCUGUCGGGUCCAAGUUUGAAAACAAACAAUGCGAGGAGUGUGUUUGUGUUCUUGGUGGUCACUCCAAUUGUAAACCUAAGAAGUGCCCACCAUGUGUGGAGACCAAUUUGCGUACGCUGGUAACACCAGAUUGUUUCUGUAAGUGUGAGCCUUGUCCGAAGUACCAACGUAUUUGUCCUUCGAGUGGUGAUUGUAUACCGGAAAUGCUCUGGUGUAACGGCGUACAAGAUUGCGCAGAUGAUGAAGAUGACACGUGUCAGAAGACGAUUUUAGUGACACCACAACCAAUUGUAGAUAAAAAUGAAACUUCCAUCAUCAAAUGCCCCGAACCGGAAUGUCCACCCAAUAUGAAGAUAAAGGUUUUGGAGAAGAAACAACGUAAGAUGUCACAAAUGUUUGCAAAAUCCUACACCGAUUUGGAAGAAGUCGGUGGCAAUAUGAUAAAGAUAACUAAAACAAAAAUGGUAAUGAGCGAAACGGAAGAGUUCCUCAUGUUGCCCACAGGAGAAGUGCGCGGUGUCGAGGAGGAAGAGUGUGCCGAGUUCACUUGUGUACCCACACCCAUCAAGGUUGUGGUGCAAAAUGAGACCACCAGUUGUCCGGCACCCAAAUGUCCAGAAAAUUAUGAAAUUGAAUUGGAUAUGUCCAAUGCAAAAGCUGGCCAAUGCCAGAAAUAUGCUUGUGUACUGAAACCCACCAAAGAUGAUGCAUGUGAGAUUAGUGGCAAAUUCUUUACCACCUUCGAUGGCACUGAGUUCAAGUAUGACACGUGUAGUCAUAUACUGGCACGUGAUAUUAAAAACUCUAAUUGGUUGAUAAGUGUGCAUCUCAUUUGCGAAGAUGAUUCGCGACGCGUGUGUCGUAAAACGAUCACCAUCAAGGACAUUGAAUCGGCUGCCAUACUCGUAAUCAUGCCAAAUAUGAAGUUGAAUUUUAACGGUUUCGAAUACACCGUGCCACAAUUGAUGAACUCACCCAUCUGCAAAGCGGCUUUCGUCAUUUCACAACCCGGUAACACCGUGCUUGUGGUCUCGCGUAAACAUGGCUAUUGGGUGCUCUACGAUGACAUCGGUUACAUUAAGAUCGGCAUAUCCUCUAAGCAUCUACGCACCGUAGACGGCCUUUGCGGCUACUAUGAUGGUGUGGCGAACAAUGAUAAGCGUACACCGGAUGGUAGUGUGCUGCAGAACACUGGCAAGUUCGGCGACAGCUGGUUUGACAAGAAGAUAUCGAAGGAAAUGUGCUAUCCACAAGCUUGUCCAUUUGAGUUGCAGAAAAAGGCGUUGGCAUUGUGCAAUGCGAUUAAGCAUCCGGUGUUCGUUAAGUGCAACAAGGCGGUCAACUACAAACAGUUCGUUAGCAAAUGUAUGGAAAGCACUUGUGAGUGCCUGCGGGCCCAUCCGGGUGAGGACAACACUUGUAAAUGCAAUGCAUUGCAGGACUUUGUUUCCAAAUGUUUGACAAUUAAUCCCAAUAUACAGUUGAAUUUGUGGCGUGCAGUGCAGCAGUGUGAAAAAGAAUGCGCGGCACCGCUCAUACACAACGACUGCUACAAACGCCGUUGCGAGCCUUCGUGUGACUCGCUGAACACCGACGACUGUCCAAUUAUACCAGAUGCCUGCUUCCCCGGCUGUUACUGUCCUGAAGGAACUGUGCGCCAGGGCAAGAAGUGCAUAACGGUCGCUGAGUGCAAGGACUGCGUGUGCAAUUCGUUUGGCAAAUCCCAAUUCUUCACUUACGACAAGCGAAAUUUCCACUUCAAUGGCAACUGCACUUAUCUAUUGUCGCGCGAUAUUGUGCUACCGGGUCUCUACAACUUCCAGGUCUACGUCACUAUGGACUACUGCAAGCGCCUCGGCUAUGCGUCUAAUACUACGGAUCAGUCAUGUAUCAAAUCUUUCCACAUAUUUAAUGGUGACCAUCUUGUACACAUUGAACGUCCCAAGUUCGAUAAAGUGCCGCGUAUAAUCGUUGAUGGUUCCGAAGAGAAAGUGCCGUUUAAAAAAUCGUGGAUCAACAUGCGUGAGGUGCACGGAAAGGAGAUGUUGUUGUCACUAUUGGAGAGUAAUGUGGACUUGCAGGUCUCUUAUGAUGAUAUGGUUUAUACGCUCUCAGUGCCGAGUAUCAAGUACAGCGGUAAAAUGGAAGGCCUUUGUGGUGACUGUGAUCAUAACCCUAAAAAUGAUUUACUUGAGAACCCCGCCAAAAAGAAGGGACGUACGCCAAGCACAGAUUUAGCAGUCGUUCUACAAAGUUGGCAAGCCGAGGAGCCGAAGUUGGGCAAUGAAUUGCAGAUAUGUUCAAGUGAAAGUACACCCGAGAAUGAAUGUGAACCACCGCCGCCAGAAAAAGACGACUGCCAGUUAUUCUACAAUAAAAAUCUCUUCGGCCAAUGCAACAAUAUCAUCGAUCCCGGUAAUUAUGUGGCGUUGUGUCAAAAGGAGCUUUGUAAGCCCGGUAACCGCCAGCAGGUCGUCUGCAAUCUAAUGGCUGCUUAUGCGCACGAGUGCGCCCAGCAAGGCAUCUGUUUGAACUGGCGUCGUCCCGAUGUUUGUCUCCAUGAUUGCCCAAGAGACAUGAUCUAUGAGCCAUGUGGUUGCGCUAAGACCUGUGAUAUGAUGAAGGCGAUACACGAAUUCGACGCGGUCAACAUGAAGACCGAUACUUUCGUGAAGACCGUGGAUAUGAGUGAUAUGUGCACGGCAGAAGAGCGUUUCGAGGGUUGCUUCUGUCCGCCUGGUAAGGUUAUGGAUAAUGGUGAGUGUGUGGCGGAGGAGUCCUGUGUCAAAUGUGAUGAUUUGGUGCAUACACCGGGCGAAAAAUGGAAGAAGGACAAGUGUACGGACUGUGCUUGUAACCACGAGGGUAAAGUGGAGUGUGUAGAGCAGAAGUGUUUGAUUGAGGAAAAUAUUUGUGCCGAAGGAUUCACGCCGAAAAAGAUUGAAUCCGCGGAAGCGUGUUGUCCACGUUACGUGUGUGUGCCUGAGCAGAAACUGCCGCCGCCAGCGACUUGUCUCGAGCCGCUUAUGCCCGUUUGUGGUCCAGGACAAUUUAAGAAGCAAAAAACCGGACCGGAUGGCUGCCCUCAGUUCAUAUGUGAGUGCAAGCCGAAGGAGGAGUGUGAGCCCUUAAAGUUGCCGCGCGCGCUUAAACCAGGCGAAAAGGUGGUGAAACAAGAACUCGGCUGCUGUCCGACGCAAGAGAUCGUUUGCGAUGUGAGCACCUGUCCACCUGCAUUGAAAGAAUGCGCUGAACGUUUCUACGAAGUAGUGCGUGAACAGGAACUGGAUGAGUGUUGUCCACACUAUCUCUGUGAACCUCCCAAGGAUAUGUGUAUAGUAGAAAAUAGUGUUGGCGAAAAAUUCAUCAAGCCUCUAAAUGCAAGAUGGCCCCAUCCGACAGACCCCUGUAAGCAGGAGCUGUGCUCUUAUGGACCAAAUGGCACCACACAACUAGCUGCAACGAUUGAAACCUGCGAUACUUUCUGUCCACCAGGUUUUGUGUAUGUGAAUAAGCAGCCCACGCUUAAGUGCUGUGGCGAUUGUUUGCAGGAGAAGUGUGUAUUGGGAAAUAAAUUAUUCGAGGAAGGGGCUACCUGGAUGAGCAAUGAUAAUUGCACUACUUACAAUUGUUUGCGUAAGGGUGAGGUGUUAAUAGUUUCAUCAUCACAGGAGUCUUGCCCAGAUGUGAGCGCUUGUCCCGAGCAUUUGCUGGUGCCUUCAGAGAGUGGUUGCUGUGAGUUAUGCAAACCGGCGCCUGUUGUGGAGGACCAAAAGAACUGUCUGCCGGUUUCAUUGGCUGAGCCGCUAACGGUAGAGAUCAUUGAAGUCACGGAACCUGGCAAGGAUAAAUGUAUAAACAAAGAGCCAAUACAAGGUUUUACUGACUGCGAUGGCGCCUGCUCAUCGGGUUCGAAAUAUAAUAAGGUGUCUGGGUCACACGAGAAACAUUGUCACUGCUGUAGUAUUACGGGCUGGAAAUCUGUUACGGUGCCUUUGGUUUGUGCGAAUGGUAGCAAGAUCGUGAGCAAGGUGGACGUGCCAUCGAGCUGCGGUUGCAAGCCAUGUGAUGAGACCAACCAGUAUAGUAUCUCUGAUGAAAUUGAUAUUCGCAUGCAAUCACUGCCACAUUUACUAUCCGGUAAACUUAAGGCACCCUAAGGCGCCGCAGAAGAGGAUUUCGAUUUGAAGGCUUAGUUUUAAGAACUAAAUAAAUGAAAUAAAAUAUGCAUUGAAAGUAA